Argentina anserina (silverweed cinquefoil) is the source of this 2073-nucleotide messenger RNA. RefSeq lists its product as uncharacterized. NCBI's taxonomy places the organism in Eukaryota, Viridiplantae, Streptophyta, Magnoliopsida, Rosales, Rosaceae. Gene Ontology annotation, biological process: cytoplasmic translation; ribosomal large subunit biogenesis. The transcript has 4 exons. The record is from RefSeq and is a predicted model, not a curated record. Gene Ontology annotation, cellular component: ribosome; cytosolic large ribosomal subunit. The coding region runs from base 438 to 1733 and encodes 431 amino acids. Gene Ontology annotation, molecular function: structural constituent of ribosome.
UACUCCUUGUUCUAUCUGUUCUCUCCAUUCUCUAUGGUCAUCACAUCAUCCAUCUUCCCACCUUUCUUCUUCCUUCUUCCAUGGGUCAAUUAUCGACCUUUAGAAUGUGUCAACUCUCCUCUCAUCACAAAACGAAGCAGCCCAGAUCUUCCAAGUCAAGUCUCCGACGAUUCAAGCUUUUCCGACACUGCAAUGGCCACCUCAACACCUGUGAGCCUGCAUUGGUCAGCUGAGUCACUCCUAAAGAGAAGGAACUAAGGGAAGAGAAGGUUGCGGUGACUAGACCGGAAAAUUCUCACACCUUAAAACAAAAUGAGACAAAAAGGGCAGCUGAGUCACCUUCUGCUUCUCAUUUCCCCUAUAAAACCGGAAAUUCUCUGCUCCCUCACUUCACACUCUCACCGUGACACUCUGUCUCUGUUCCAAGAGGGUAAAGAAUGGCCGAUAUCGGUGGUGAUGGUAUGCCACUUGAAGGGAUGGAGUUAUAUAAGCAACAGUUCAAGCAGAUUUUCAACACACACUUGGCAAGGAUUUUGACUUUUGAUCCCAACAGUGUGGUUUCAGAAAAGGGCGUACGCGAAAUUUUGCACGGGUUAACUGCGGCAGCAUUCGGCAAGGGCGUCAUCUACAAUGGCGGAUUUAUACCCCGGGCUGAUUAUAAUAUGAAUGAAGCACUCGAAUACCUCGAGUUCAAGGAGUACCCGAAUGCUAGGAUUGGCGGGGAGAGGUGCUUCAUGCAGUUGCUCAGAGAGUGUCAUGAUGAGGCAGUGCGUAGAGAAUUAGAUAACAUAGUAGCUCAAGCAGCUCUUAUUGGUGAAGCAGCCUCGAAAGUUCUUAUACAGAUGAUGGUGGUGCUGAACAUAGAGGACAGACGGGAGUUGGUGGAACCGUUCAGUGAUACCCUGAAAAUGUUAUCAUUCUUAGUGGAUGCUUUUGAUUGGCCUGGGAAAAGUGCUUAUUUUGGUGUGGUGUUUAACAGGAUCAUGGUUCUUAUGAAGCAAGCACACAGAGAAUUCAUCCUACAGGUCACUAAGAGAAUAAGGAUGCCAAUUUACAGUCUAGGAUAUAUUGAACAGUUGGAACUAAAUAUUGGCAUCAAUGAGGACUAUGUACCAUUUGUUCACCGCAUCCUUGGUUGGACUGUAAGAAUUGUCUCAAAGCUGGAGUCUUAUCUGAGCUUUGCACUACUGCCCAAUGGGGAUGGGCCGAGGUUGCUCGAAACAGAUACAAGGUCAGUAGGUUGGCUGCUGAAAGAACUCCAACAUCUGGGAGAUGAGUCGAUGGCUUUAUUCACAAUGAGGGCAGAGGUACUAUUUUCCACGUAUAAACAACAUGAGUAUUUCAAUGAUAUUGAGCCAUUUCUCAACAGAAUGUAUGCACUGGCAAAUGUACUGUGGAAGGAUCUGUUGAGUGAGGUGCAAGUGGUGAACAGACCCCUAUUUCAAGGGAGAGUCAGAUUGCAUGUUGAAGGAAAAAUCAUGAAACUGUACCCCAAGAGCACACUGAUAGGGAUAGUAGGAAUCAACUCUAGGAAAGAAGCUGAGUGGUACACUGGAAAACCCGUUGCCUACCGCUACAAGAAUAAUGUGCAGAAAAAAAUAAGCCACUACUGCUGCAUUUGGGGAAAGAUUAUUAGGCCUCAUGGUGACUUUGGUAUCCUUUAUGCUAAGUUCAGAUCCCAUUUGGUCCCCGCGACAAUUGUUCGGCUGAGGGUAUAUAUUGGUGUCAAAUGAGGGUGUGCAUUCGUUCCAAGAUCAUCAACAAGUUUUGCACUCAUUCUAUCGUCUAUGAAGACUAAUCUUGCAGUUCCCCAGGACUUGCUGUGUUUGUUGGGUUCUGAUCUGCCACUCCCCCCCCCCUCCCCCUGCAUGGAGAUGUUCUUAUCACAUAUUAAAUUGUAGACGUAUGCUUCCUCUGUAAUAGCUAAAUACUCGGUCAUAUCGAUCUGUUGGUUUGGAUCGUGACAUUUUACAUGUUUGUUACCUUAUCUAAGAUUUUGAAUACAUAGGGCAGUAAACACAUAUGGAGUUGAUGGUGUUUGAAUUUUGGAAGAUGUUGAGGUGCUUGCGAUAU